UUUACCCUAAUUCUUUUAAGGCGGCGCUGGAUUUAAGUAGCUGUGAACGGCGAGCACGGUAGAGAAGCUUCUCGAUCAUGGAGGAGUCGGAAGAAACACGCCGACACGAUGAUGUCUGCUGAUAGGAGAGAAGAAGAAGAGUCGAGUUCAGUCGGCCAUGAAUCCUCCAUCUUUUCUUGGAGCACCAUCCUCAUUCUCGACCUUUCCGCCUUCUUUCCCUAACCCUAACCCUAAUCUUGUCUAUCCUCAUUUCGGCAACCAGAUCCAAGCCUCCUCCACCGCCGCGACCACUUCAUUGGCGCCACCUCCGCUUGAUCUCCCCACGGCUCUCUCGACACUCAAGCACCUCGUUCGCCUCUCGGAAUCCACACUCCACUCUCUCUCCACUCUCCUCCCUCCGACUUCCGCCACUGCCGCCGCUACUUGCCCUUUCAACCCCCACCAUCGCGUUUCUCCGGAGUCCCUCUUCCGGCACUCUCUCCACUGCCCUUCUGCCCCUACCCUAGACCUCGACCUCUACCUUUCUUCGUUGCGUUAUCCCAACACGCUCCGAUCCUCCGACGAUGCAACUAAGCACAACCGUUUCGUUCAAGCCCUCCAUGAUCGCAAUUCCGAGUACUGUUUCUCACUAGACGAGUACUGCGAUUUCGGCCCCAAUUUUUUCUACCGGGAUUGCCCAGGCAUUGUUACAUCCCCAAAUCAAGACGGUACAAGCCGAACCUUCACGAUGCCGGGCAUUUUAUCUAUUGAAUGUGCGAAUUUUAUGCCCAGCGGUAAUGGCGAGAUCAAGGGUUUUCCGGCGAAGCAUAUUGGGCUUCUUCCUUCGGAAUUGUGGGUCGUCUGGAAUGAAAUCGCGGCAUGGAAUGAUUAUCCAACCAACUAUUCGUAUAGCGUUCUUAGAGCUGUUUUAUGUUCUCGUAUCGUGCAAGAGUAUGAUUUCCUGACGUGGGUAAUUGGGAAUUCGCCUGAGUAUGGCGUUGUGAUUGACGUGGCGUUGAGAGAUCACGUGGUUUUACUCUUUCGGCUUUGCAUGAAAGCAAUUGUUAACGAAGCCGUUGCUUUGGUGGAGUCCGUGAAGGAGUUAAAUGUGCCAGCUAUAAGUUUUAAGUGUCCUGUUCUAGUCCAAGUGCUGAUGUGGUUGUCCUUUCAGUUAUCUGUAUUAUAUGGGGAGUUGAAUGCGAAGCUUUUUGCUAUUAACAUGCUAAAGCAAUGGAUAUUAAAUGCUUCAUCGAAUUCUUCAUUGUAUCCGAUGGGACAAAAUGUCCCCGAAAUACCAGCUCUAAAGGAUGCAGACGGUAGAACUAUAGAAUUUUCUGAAACAAUUGUGGAUGAUAAAGAAAAUAGUUUGGUGGACGAGUCUAAUAGUAGCAUAGAGAUUUGUGUCUCCCAGGUAGCAGCAGCAGUGGCUGCAUUGCAUGAACGGUCCUUGCUCGAACAGAAAGUCAAGGCACUGCGGGAUGACCACUUGCUUACUGGGUAUCAGAGGAUAGUUGAGCAUGCAUAUCUGUCAACACGAGCUGAUGAGGAGAGGCAAAAACGCCCUAACUAUAGACCUUUACUAGAACAUGAUGGGCUUCUUUGGCAGAGGCCGCAGGACCAGGAUACAAAUAAAACAAAGACACGAGAGGAGUUAUUAGCCGAGGAAAGGGAUUACAAACGUCGAAGAAUGUCAUAUCGUGGCAAGAAGGUGAAGCGAACUACAACACAGGUUAUGAGGGAUAUAAUAGAUGAGUACAUGGAAAGCAUCACACAAGCAGGUACUAUUGGUUCCUUGUUAAAUGAUUCUGAGAAAGAAGGAAAGUUCCCAUGUGAACCUUCACUUGGUGACAUAUAUUCCAACGUGGAUGGGCUGAAGAAAAAUUUACUGGAUACCUCUGAAGAAAAACGGCCAUAUGGUUACAAGAAAGAAUUGUAUUCUAGUAACGAUAUCAUCUUUACACGAUUUGAGAGUGAGUCUCCUGAAAACAGCAAGCAACAUGGACGAGAUUCUGGUCGGCACCGGGAGCAUCUAGAAUCCCAGAGAUGCCUAGACAGGGAUAGCCAUUAUAGAGAGCAUUAUUCCAAAAGCUCAGACAGACAAAGUAGUCAUGGCCGUUCAAGUGAUCAUAAGCACAGAGAUGAUGUGGAGCUGUCCAGAAACAAUGUUUCCCGAAGUGCAGAUAAUAGCCAGCGUUGGUCACAUGAGCGGACUAAUUAUCAGAGAGAGCAAGGUGACAAUAGACAUAGUAGGUCACAUGAGCGAACUAGUCAUCGAAGGGAGCGAAAUGAUCUGAAGACAGAGACAAAAGAUAGACGACGGAAGCAUGCAUCCAGGGAUCUUAAAUCAGAAUCUGUUCCUGUUUAUGAGAUUGAUGACAGAUAUGAUCCUACUGAAUCUCAUGACAUGUAUGAGAAAGAUGGGCAUUGACACCUGAUUGGUUUGGAUUAGCGUAUGAAGUCUUGAGUGGUCUCUUCAUGUGUGCUGGCGGUGGGUAAAAGAGGCUAUAUAAGAGUACACUGGCUACUGGGCUUGGCCUGGGAGUGCGUUUACUCUUUGUUCUUCUAGUUUGUGGCCUGCAAUUGCUGUUGUAAUUUGUGGGUGCCUUCUCUGAAGUUGGAAUGUGUUCUGGUUAAGACUUUGAGGUAUAUUUUGUGGCAGGGACUGCUGCUAAGUAUUGUUGGUUUUGCUUCCGCUUUUGCUGCUCUUUCUGAUGGGUCAGCUGCCUAUUAAUGAACCCGUGCAUGAUUGGUUAUUGGGGAGAUGGGAUACUUGGAUGAUGUUUGAACAGCUUUUGUCCUUUUGGCUAUGUAAACAAGUCUCUUUGAGAUGGUGCUGGAUUUGUUGCAUCUGGCAAGGAGUCUGGCUGAUGCUGUUUUUCUGUUUCAUAUUAGGAGCCUGAUGUUGAUUGAUUCCACUACCUGAUUAAGGGCUGUCUGAUUUUGGUACCAGUUUUCAUUUUUAUAUUUUUGUGUUUAGCUUCCGUUCUUGACUAGGGCUUGAAUGUGACGUUAAGCUAAUGUAGGAUGAAAAGAGCAAAUUAAGGGCAUCAUGUUAUAUGGGCUCCGUUAACCUUAAAAAUGCCUCAAUAUUUACGGUUGAUAUUGUAUGAAUGAGUUUUUGAAGAAUGCAAAGAUGAUCAUGGACUCCACAA
This is a messenger RNA of Diospyros lotus (date-plum), 3131 nucleotides long. RefSeq names its product U11/U12 small nuclear ribonucleoprotein 48 kDa protein. NCBI's taxonomy places the organism in Eukaryota, Viridiplantae, Streptophyta, Magnoliopsida, Ericales, Ebenaceae. Bases 158 to 2407 code for a protein of 749 amino acids. The transcript is spliced from 5 exons. The record is from RefSeq and is a predicted model, not a curated record.